This is a messenger RNA of Cornus florida, 2454 nucleotides long. RefSeq names its product protein RTF1 homolog. The record is from RefSeq and is a predicted model, not a curated record. The transcript is spliced from 2 exons. Lineage: Eukaryota; Viridiplantae; Streptophyta; Magnoliopsida; Cornales; Cornaceae. Gene Ontology annotation, cellular component: Cdc73/Paf1 complex. The coding region runs from base 196 to 2184 and encodes 662 amino acids. Gene Ontology annotation, molecular function: DNA binding; RNA polymerase II C-terminal domain phosphoserine binding.
UCCAUUCUCUGUCUUCAUAUACUUUCUCUAUCUCUGUCUCUCUCUUCAAUUUGUGCUCGCCUAACCCUAACCAGCUCGACGGUGAAGCUUCUCGCCGGCGAUUCUCUCCGGCCAACGAAGGACGAGCCACCAACGACUGAUAUCUGCAAGGAGAAAGUUUGAAUUGUUACAGCAUAAUAAUUGACACAGUGGAUCAUGGCGGACUUAGAAAAGCUGCUCCUUGAGGCAGCUGGAAGAACCAGUGCAGCUGCGAGGAAUCGGUAUUCACCUCCAUCGUCUAGAAGGCGACGUGAAGGUUCAUAUUCAGAUGAUGGAAGCGACUCUAAAGAUGAUGAUUCAGAUGAUGAUCGUGAUUAUGCAAGCAGGAAGCCCUCUGGAUCUCAAGUUCCUUUGAAGAAGAGACUGGACCCCACAGAAAGAGAUGAUGAUCGGAGCAGCCAGGAAGAUGGUGAUGAAGAUGGAGGUGGUUAUGAUCAUGAGGGUGAUAGUGACAAUGACUCUGUGGGGAGUGAUCUUUACAAGGAUGAUGAUGACCGGCAAAAGCUUGCACAGAUGACAGAGCUUCAAAGAGAGAUGAUAUUGGCGGAGCGCGCGACAAAGAGAACUGACAAAAACAUGCAGAAAAACUUGCAGAAAAAGAUGAGAGAGCAUAAUGACAAGAGAACCCAACCCAGAAAAAGGAGCCCGACUCAUACAUUAUCCCGUGGUGUACGCUCCUCAGCCAGAUCUGCUGACAGGGCAGCUGCCAAGGAUGAUGCACUGAAUGAGUUGCGUGCAAAACGAUUAAAGCAGCAGGAUCUGGAAGCUCACCGGAAACUAAGGGAUGCAUCUAGGGGAGGCUCAGGCAGCCGGGGGUUUUCUCCAGUCAAGCGGAGAGGCUUUGCAGUGGCAAGUGCAAGUAGCUCCAGUCAGAGUGAAAGUGGGUCCCACAGUGAAGAUGAAGGCUCAACAGAGGAUGGUGGAAUGGUUGACAGUGAUGAUGACAAAACCUCGCCUGAGUCAGAUGUGCCAACAUUUGAGGAGAUAAAGGACAUCACUAUUCGAAGGUCAAAACUUGCAAAAUGGUUUAUGGAGCCUUUCUUUGACGAGUUGAUUGUGGGUUGCUUUGUGAGGGUUGGAAUUGGAAAAUCCAGAUCUGGGCCCAUAUAUAGGCUCUGCAUGGUCCGGAAUGUCGAUGCCGCAGACCCUGAUCGACAGUACAAGCUAGACAAUAAAACCACAUACAAGUAUCUGAAUGUUGUUUGGGGCAAUGAAAGUUCUGCUGCAAGGUGGCAGAUGGCUAUGGUUUCAGACUCCGCUCCACUCAGAGAAGAGUUUGACCAAUGGGUCAGGGAGGUGGAGCGUAGUGGUGGUCGGAUGCCAAGCAAACAGGAUGUGUUGGAAAAGAGGGAGGCGAUACAGAAGACCAACACUUUUGUCUACUCAGCUGCCACAGUGAAGCAGAUGUUGCAAGAGAAAAAAUCUGCCACAUGGAGGCCGUUAAAUGUUGCAGCUGAAAAGGAUAGGUUGAGGAAGGAGAUGGAAGUAGCCAAAAGUAAGCAUGACGAGGCAGAAGUGGCAAGGAUCAAGGCAAGACUGCAGGAACUGGAGGCAUCUCGGCAAACACAGGAGAAAGAUAAAAAGGCUUUGAGGCUGUCGGAAAUGAACAGGAGGAACAGGGUGGAAAAUUUCAAAAAUGCAUCAGAAAUGAAACCAGUUAACACAAGUUUGAAAGCUGGCGAGGCUGGGUAUGAUCCUUUCUCAAGGAGAUGGACUAGGUCAAGGAACUACUAUGUUUCGAAGCCAAGUGGAGAAGAUGACACCAUCCCGGCAGAAAAUGGUGAAACUACUAUUGCAUCAGCAGGUGCAGACAGUAAUGGAGCUGCUGGUGGUGUAACAACACACACUGGCAUGGUAGCUACAGCAGCAGCCUUGGAAGCUGCAGCUGGUGCAGGGAAGUUGGUGGAUACAAGUGCUCCUGUAGAUCAAGGAACAGAAUCAAAUAUGCUGCAUGAUUUUGAGCUUCCUAUCUCAUUGGCUGCGCUUCAAAAGUUUGGUGGGCCUCAAGGAGCCGUUGCGGGAUUCAUGGCUAGGAAACAGAGGAUAGAAGCUACGGUUGGAUGCCAAGUCCCCGAGAAUGAUGGGAGGAGACAUGCACUGACUCUGACGGUUAGCGACUACAAAAGACGUAGAGGGCUGCUCUGAAGUAUGAUGCCGACAAGCAGUAAGUUCUUUAGAUAAAAAGUUUUAUUUUUAUUGUCCUGUAUUAGACUGAAUGGAUUGUGCUGGUCUUUUAAGGGUUGGCUGCUUCUUAGUAAAUGUCCAAAAAAUAAUAUUGUCCUUUGACAUUUUAGUUUGUAACUAUUGCUUUGAAGUCGUUAUAAUCUCAUCAACCUGGACUUUGUUAUGUGUGUCUGAAUAUUUUUCGGUUGACAACAAUGAGCAUAUUGUCUGGUUUCCUACUUUGCAAUUAAA